Aureobasidium namibiae CBS 147.97 is the source of this 618-nucleotide messenger RNA. RefSeq lists its product as uncharacterized. The transcript has 3 exons. The record is from RefSeq and is a predicted model, not a curated record. The coding region runs from base 1 to 618 and encodes 205 amino acids. Lineage: Eukaryota; Fungi; Ascomycota; Dothideomycetes; Dothideales; Saccotheciaceae.
AUGGUUGCGAAGGACCUUGAUCUGCACCACCACCUCUUCAAAGAUACAAGAACGUCCGAGGUGCCGCGUAACUUGACUCUAACCUCGAAACACUUUUUUAGUGGGCUGGGACCUAGGGACCGGGCCCGCCGUGACUGUGUAGAUCAGGGACCAUCCUCAUCCAUCGGCACGAGCAGGCAAGCUCAGCAGAAAUAUAAUGUGCAGAGCACAGAGCAGAGAAAAGGAGAAGCCGCUGCUGGCGGCUCUGUGCUGCAUUCUUUCGCGGCGCCGGGGCCUGUCAAAGCAAGAUUGGCAAAUGCCUUGCAACGGCCGAGUACGGGGAUCGUCGACGUCACCAUUGGAACCCCGCAGAAGGAGCAGCACUCUUUGCCUUGGGCUGGUAAGGCUGCAUUCCCAGAUAUCGGCAAGUGUGGUUCUCUUGGACUGCGUCGUUACUUGCCCAUCAUGCAUAGGACGCUGCUCUUGUUUUUGCUAAUCCGCAUUGGCAUCGCAGAUUCAAUACUUCACGAUUGCGUGUGUAUGGCAUGGGAUUCGUCAGAAUCUGUCAACUCUGCGUGUUCGAUGGUGGAUCUUUCCUGCACCUCCGAACUUAUGCGCGUAAGAAACGGUGCUUUGUAG